AUGUUCCCCCGGCGUGGUGACGCCAUUUGCACUUCGCGACGGUGUGAGCUGCGCCACCUGGCUGCGUGGGCGGAGCGCGUGAUAACACGCAGGCAAAUCGAUGUGUCUGUUGAUGGAGUUGGUGUCCGACACCCACGCCUCCAACAGCUCUCGCCCUGUCUUGUUGCCGGCUCGCGCCAAUAUCCGCGUGUUGGCGAAGUCGAACUCAUGCCCUUCCUCGAGCGUGUGAGUGGCUACUUGAGACAAUGGGUCGCCUCUCCGAACGGCCCGUUUGUGCUCAAGUAUUCGUGA
Molecule: messenger RNA, 291 nt
Organism: Spirometra erinaceieuropaei
Lineage: Eukaryota; Metazoa; Platyhelminthes; Cestoda; Diphyllobothriidea; Diphyllobothriidae
Source: the annotation of a GenBank genome assembly